This is a messenger RNA of Racocetra persica, 510 nucleotides long. The record is from the annotation of a GenBank genome assembly. Lineage: Eukaryota; Fungi; Glomeromycota; Glomeromycetes; Diversisporales; Gigasporaceae.
UAUGUGAAUGCAUCUGAUGUCAAACGUGCUUUUCAGCUAGAAUCUGAAGGUUAUCCACCCGAAGAGGCCGCCACAUUAGAAAAACUUGUAUAUCGUCAAGGCCUUGCACCUACAUUAUUUUUAGGUGCAUAUCUCCCCGCGAAUCUUUCGACUUCUUCUGAACGGCUAUUGAUCGGAUUCGUCGUAUCAACGCUUACAAAUGCGACAACAAUAACUGAUGAAUCGAUGUCACACCAUGAUCCUUUUGGAAAAACUGUUUGUAUUCAUUCUGUUUGUGUAGAUAAGCUAUAUCGAAGGCGUGGUGUUGCUACUCAUAUGUUAAAUGAAUAUAUCACGAGAUUGCGAAAUGAAUCUCAAAAUAGAGAUGUAGGUGUUAAAUAUGAAAUGGUCGCAUUGAUAAGUCAUGAAUAUUUAAUUCCGUUAUAUCAAAAAGUCGGAUUUAUUUUAAAGGGUGAAAGUCAGGUUAUUCAUGGAAAUGAAAAAUGGUUCGAUCUAACGUUUGAGCUUUGA